Messenger RNA from Drosophila takahashii, 463 nucleotides. The record is from RefSeq and is a predicted model, not a curated record. NCBI's taxonomy places the organism in Eukaryota, Metazoa, Arthropoda, Insecta, Diptera, Drosophilidae.
AAUGUCUGAGAUUGUUGUAGAAAUUCCACUGAACCGAAAAUGAUUUACUCGGACAAUUGCUGUUGCUGCAUAGAGCUGAAGUGCGGCUGCAUCCUGAUUGCCAUCGUAGAGGUGCUCAUUCGGGGCUUGGAUCGUUUUUUUGUGGAUCGCGACAGCGUGCUGGGAUUUGUUUCCCUUGUGGUGAGCGGAAUCUAUGUAAUCUGCUGCGUAUUCCUACUCCUCGGAGCCGUGCUGGGCCUUAGGUCCUUUUUAUUGCCCUACCUCUCGGUUUCCUGCCUUCGUUUCUUCAUUUUGGUAGCCGAGGCUGUGUUUGUGGCUACGGAAGGCAUUGCCAAUGAAUAUCUUAUCUUCGAUAUUCUUCAAUCCCGUAAGAUACUUUUCGUAUUAAGAUAUUUGUAGCUAGUCCAAUUCCAUUUUCAGUUCUUGGGCUUUACUUCUGGUUGGUGGUUUACUCGUACUAUGA